CUUCCUUCUGCCGUCGGAGCUUCGUACCGUGAGGAGUGGAACGCUCUGCCGGAAGUGAGUUUCCACACGGAUUCUUUCGCAUGUGGCACCGCUGUUACACAUGUGUAAACAAGGCAACUUGAGGAACGGUUAGCUGGACAGACUGCUGUCAGCAUUAAUAUAAGAUUUAAAAACAAGAACAAGCUCUUUAAAGUACAUUUUGAUCCAAAAUGGCGUCCACAGUACACAGUGACAGCGACGAUGGCAUGGACGCGUUCAUGGACAAAUUCAAGACCCAGCGGUAUAAAAAUGCCUUCAGUGAAAACGACUGGGAGGAGGAGUUUAAUAAAAUACCCAUGUUCAUGAAAAACGCCCCCGAAGAGAUCGACCCACAGAAAUACCCAGAACUAGCCUGCCUCCAGUCCAUUAUCCACGACGAAGACCGGCCUCCUGAAGAACAAGCAAAAAGCCUGAAAGAUGAAGGCAAUGCCUAUUUCAAAGAGAAGAACUACCAAAAGGCGGUGGUGGCCUACACAGCGGGUUUGAAGAAGAAAUGUGCAGAUCAGGACCUCAAUGCUGUCCUCCUCACCAACCGUGCAGCAUCACACUUUUACCUUGGAAAUAUGCGCUCUGCUUUGAAUGAUGCUGCAGCUGCAAAGAAGCUCAAGCCAGACCACCUGAAAGCCUUGAUCAGAGGCGCUCAGUGUUGUAUAGAGCUGCGCCACUUUUCAGAGGCCAUCCAGUGGUGUGAGGACGGGCUCAAGGUUCAUCCUACUGACAAAAAGCUGCGGGAGCUGAGAGCAGCGGCAGAUAAGCACAAAAGAGCAGCAGAGAGAGAUGCCAGGAAGGCCAAGGCUAAAGAAAAGAAGUUGCAUGGUGACAAAGAAGCUCUUCUGAAUGCCAUAAAGGAUCGAGGCAUCAAACUCGUGCAGCCUGCGAGGGCUCAGCGGAGCGGUUCUGACAGUGAAGAUGAGGACGAACGCUCUCCUGCGGCGAUAGCGGAGCUCAGCCUGGAUGGCCUCAGCUCUCAGGAGGUCACCGGGGCUCAGGUCUUCGUAGAUGAGCAGGGCUCUCUGCAGUGGCCCGUUCUCUUUCUCUACCCCGAACAUCAGCAGAGUGACUUCAUCUCGGCUUUCUGUGAAAACAGCUGCUUCACAGACCACCUGGGAGUCAUGUUUGAAGAACUUCCACCCUGGGACGCGGACAGAAAAUACCUCCCACAAAAUCUGCAGCUUUACUUUGAGGACGAGGAGAAGGAGACACUUUACCGAGUCGACCCAGAGAUGUCACUUUUGAAAAUACUGCAACACAAAAGGUAUUUUGUGAAGGCGGGCACGCCCAGCUUCAUCGUUUUAGUAAAAGGCUCUUCAUACUGCAAGCAGUUUUUAUCAGGAAGGAAAAUACACGGACUGUAAGGAAAGGCAGAGCUUCAACUCACGCACAUGAAAACCUCUGACAUUCUCAAUAACUGACUCAUCAAACGUCACUGAAAAUAAAACAUGAGGUUUUGUAACAUGAA
This is a messenger RNA of Pundamilia nyererei, 1498 nucleotides long. It is a transcript of the gene ttc4, whose product is annotated as tetratricopeptide repeat domain 4. Lineage: Eukaryota; Metazoa; Chordata; Actinopteri; Cichliformes; Cichlidae. The record is from RefSeq and is a predicted model, not a curated record. Gene Ontology annotation, molecular function: Hsp90 protein binding; Hsp70 protein binding. Gene Ontology annotation, cellular component: nucleus; cytosol. Bases 210 to 1394 code for a protein of 394 amino acids. The transcript has 10 exons. Gene Ontology annotation, biological process: protein folding.